AGAGAGAGAGGCAGAAAGUCAAGUAGGAAUUGUGCAAACUCUUCUCUGCAACACUUUGGUAAUAAGGAGACAUUCUCUAAUAAAUGGAAGAAAAAGGUUACUUCUUCUAAAGUGCUUUGAGCCCAAGAAAGAGCUGUCUUCAGCACCUCACCAUGUGUCUACUUUCUGUUGCGUAGACAAGCCUCGUUUCUAUACCAUUUGCAUUCCAUAUUGGAAGAGGAGAAUUUUAUAUAUGAAAGAAAAUGCCUUUGUUUAGUAAAUCACACAAAAAUCCAGCAGAAAUUGUGAAAAUACUGAAAGACAACAUGGCUAUUUUGGAAAAGCAAGACAAAAAGACUGACAAGGCUUCAGAAGAAGUGUCAAAAUCACUGCAAGCAAUGAAAGAAAUUUUGUGUGGUACAAGUGACAAAGAACCCCCCACAGAAGCAGUGGCUCAGCUGGCACAAGAACUCUACAACAGUGGGCUGCUGGUGACACUGAUAGCUGACCUACAACUGAUAGACUUUGAGGGAAAAAAAGAUGUGACCCAGAUAUUUAACAACAUCCUGAGAAGACAAAUAGGCACUCGGAGUCCCACUGUGGAAUACAUUAGUGCUCAUCCUCAUAUCCUGUUUAUGCUCCUCAAAGGGUAUGAAGCUCCACAGAUUGCCUUACGUUGUGGGAUUAUGCUGAGAGAAUGUAUUCGACAUGAACCACUUGCCAAAAUCAUCCUCUUUUCUAACCAAUUCAGAGAUUUCUUCAAGUAUGUGGAGUUGUCAACAUUUGAUAUUGCUUCAGAUGCCUUUGCUACUUUUAAGGAUUUACUAACCAGACACAAAGUGUUGGUAGCAGACUUCUUAGAACAGAAUUAUGACACUCUGCUUGGUGAACUGAUCCUGGACCGCCACAACUUUGCCAUUAUGACCAAGUACAUCAGCAAACCAGAGAACCUGAAGCUGAUGAUGAACCUCCUUCGAGAUAAAAGUCCCAACAUUCAGUUUGAAGCCUUUCAUGUCUUUAAGGUGUUUGUGGCCAGUCCUCACAAAACCCAGCCUAUUGUGGAGAUUCUGUUAAAAAAUCAACCCAAACUCAUUGAGUUUCUGAGCAGCUUUCAGAAGGAAAGGACAGAUGACGAGCAGUUCAGCGAUGAGAAGAACUACCUGAUUAAACAGAUCCGAGACUUGAAGAAACCGGCCCCCUGAAGACAGUUUCCUGCCCUGGUCAUGUGUCCCCUUUGCCCAGUUCGUACAAUGUCAUAUCCAAAAGUCGUCAUUCUUGGGGAGGCUUUGGAGGUGCCUGUUUUUUCUUAACUACUUGUUCAGGGUGGAUGGAAUAUAAACAUUUGAAUGGAAAAAAUUAAUCUAGAAUAAUAUAUUCAUUUUAAUUAAGUCUGUGAUUAUUUAUGUGAAAUCAGAGCCAUUGUAUUAGAAGUUGAUGGAUGAGUCAUCACAGAGGAGCUCAAAUGUCAGGCUCCUCGGAGUCCUGGGGUGGGGUGGGGGGACUGGGGGUGGGGCCAGGAGGUGGGAAAUCCUUCUGCCCAUCUGUACUUGAGCAGAUUUCUUAAGGUGCAGGAAGGUGCCAGAGGACAGGCUACUGGUGUCAGUCCUGGGUGUGCUUUUGUCUCUGCCCGGUAUAUCACCAUCAUCUCCCCACCCCACCCAGGACUGGGGAUUGAACCCCGGACCUUGCAGAUGUUAGGCGAGUGCUCUGCCACUGGUUACAUACCACGCCCUGCCCAGGAUGCUGACUAUAAUUAAUUGCUUCCCACCUCUCAGCUCACUUUCUGCUCACCGUCCCACGUUCCAUUCCAUGCCCAACCCACGCAGGGAGCAACCAAGUAGGAUCAGGGUGGGUCAACAAGGGCUGUGAUGUAUAUAAAGGACCCACAGGGCGGACUGCUCACAGGAGAACUGCAAACAGGUGGUUCCAGACAAAGUCACUGCUGUUCCAUGUUGACUUCUGGAGGGUCAGUGAUUGGAGUAUUUCAUUCAUAAUUGUCACUAUGGAAUGCAUGUUUGUGGUGACAGUGUAUUUUUAAAUGAGUAGAAAUCAUUGCAUUGGAAUUGUAGUGGGUACAAACCAUAGGUCCAGAGGGUCACAGUACGGGACUUCUACUAACAGGUGAUAUGGCCCGUGGAAAGGCAAAUGAUUCAUACAUGAAAAAAAAAAAUCCAAAUGACUUAAGGUUCUUUUUUCCCCCGGUUGUGACAUUCUGUCACUAUCAAGAAGUCUUCUGUGAAAAAGUAAAUCUAAAAACUUUGGUUCCAAAUGCUCUCUUACAUUCCAGGACAAUUAAGGAGUUAAUCUAUGUUCCUUUGAAAGGUCAAGAAACUAAAGAUAAAUAAGUUUUUUUAAUGUUAUGACUUGUUUUCAGACAUCAAAUAUAUAAAAUGAAAUUUUCAAGCUAUUUCUAGAACAUGAAGGGUACAAUGGCUACUCUGUGUUUUCUAAAUCAUAAGUUGUUCCCUUCCACGAGAACUCUCAAAUUUUACAAAACUUGGGUGCUGUGUUCUGUCCUUCAGCCAGAGAUUUCUCCACCUAGAGAGGAGAAAGAAAUGCGUUGUCCAGGAUCAGUGCCCUUGGUAGAUUUUGUACCUGAAGAAUGACCUGGCAGGGUGUGUCCCUUCCUGGCUGGGGUACAGGAGCCCUGAGGCAGAUGGUCUGGGUGGGACCUGCCACACCUUCUCAUAGCAGCUCUGGCAUGUGCCAGCAAGAGGGUCAGUGCCAGCUCCUAAGGACCUGCGUUUUCUAGUCACUCAAGUCACAUUAUUUUAAUAACACUCUCUAGAAGUCCAGAGUCCCUUAGAAUUUGGCUUUUCUGGGUUUGCUUAUUUGAUUAAAAAAGAUGAGUGCAAAUAUUUUUAAAGGAAAGUGAAAUAACCAUUGGAAAUGUAUUUGGUUGCUUAAUGGUGUUACAUAACAUCAUGGGACACAUGUUUUUCAUUGAAAAGUAAAACUUUAUUAUAAUUUAUUUUUACAAAGAAAACAUUUUAUUUUCUCUGGGCUUGAGUUAGCUCUUCCCUAAUGUCCCCUUAUCGUUACUCCGUACCUGUCAAAAAGAAAACUAGUUUCCCACACGGUAAAUGAAGUAGCUGGGGUUUUGCUGUGAUGUGAGUUUGUAAAUUAUUAACUCAAAAGGGGAACAGGAAGCUCACCGUCAAACUGUUUGCACAAAGAUCACUGUAAAUAUUGUGAGAAUUGAAUUUUGAAAAGGUCAUAUUUAAUAAUCUAUUUCUAAAGCACAUGUUUAAAUAAAGACUGACUAAAUAAAAAGAUCCCACACACA
Messenger RNA from Ictidomys tridecemlineatus (thirteen-lined ground squirrel), 3265 nucleotides. Lineage: Eukaryota; Metazoa; Chordata; Mammalia; Rodentia; Sciuridae. The record is from RefSeq and is a predicted model, not a curated record.